This is a messenger RNA of Bacillus rossius redtenbacheri, 6402 nucleotides long. Its product is annotated as coiled-coil domain-containing protein 103. The transcript is spliced from 5 exons. The record is from RefSeq and is a predicted model, not a curated record. Gene Ontology annotation, biological process: epithelial cilium movement involved in extracellular fluid movement; inner dynein arm assembly; determination of left/right symmetry. Gene Ontology annotation, cellular component: outer dynein arm. Lineage: Eukaryota; Metazoa; Arthropoda; Insecta; Phasmatodea; Bacillidae. The coding region runs from base 197 to 904 and encodes 235 amino acids.
ACCGAAGGCUUUUCGUAAACAAAACAGAGGCUUUUAAAUUCUGCUGGCUGGAGCAGCUGCUGCAGCCACUGACAGGGGGCCAGGGGGCGAACCUUAAAUGCGGGGGCGAAUGGCUGAUCGGAGAAACAUCUGAGAUUUCAGAUAGAUCUUGUAAUCAAAUAGCAACGAAUUUUUGCAUGGAUGUAGCGUAACGGAAAUGGCAGAAGACGAAGAUUCUGUAGACCUGUCUGCACUGGAAGCAGAGCUGCAAGCAGCUAUCGAUGACGACGCUAGGUACUGGAGAGAGAAUGAUGCGAAAUUAAGGGCUGUUGAGCAGAAAGUGGCAACAUAUGAUGAAUUCAAGGACAUAGUGAAGGCGUGUCACCUAAGGCCGCUGGACAAGGAGGAUAAGCUGGGCCACUCGAAGAAAGCCACGGUCUGGAACAGCAUGGCAGCCAAGAAGCAGCAGAGCUUGGCGCUGGAGAUGACGCAGCAUUGUGUGCCGACCAGCAUCAAGGGAGAAGAGACGCGGGUGCCCGCCACCAUGUCGGAAUUUGCGGAGCAGUGGCGGCCCCUCGACAUAUGCGACCGGCUGCAGCUGCUGAAGCGCAUGGGCCCGGCGACGCUGGGGCAGGUCCUGAGGACGGAGAUCCCGGUGGGGACGCUGGGAGAGAUCCUGCAGGCCCUGCUCGCCUUCCCCCCCACCACCGACGACAUCAUCCUGGUGGUGCAGCUGCUCGAGGCGCUCGCACAGGCAAAGAGGUUCAGCCUGAGUCUGCGAUUCCUCAGUUCAGUAGAGAAGGCGACCUGUCGUCAGCUGAUGGAGAAGUUGAACAGCAGCCUGCAGAACAGGCAGCAGGAUCUCGCGGAACACGGAGUCACCGAGUGGAGUGUUCUCGAACUGAAGAACAAAUACAGUGUGUAAAUUCCUGUAGCACAACCUCACAUAACACCAUGGUUUUUUUCAUAGAUGUACACAAACUAAUGUUUCAAAUUUUCCAUUUUUUUUUUUUUUUGUAUUUCUUAUCAGAAAUCAGAAACGACAAUUCCACUAUUAUUCCACUAAAGGUUUAAACAGUGAUAAAUUGAAAAGUUAUUGGAGUGGAAUAGUAUUCGUAUUAGUAUUAUUUUUAUUUAUUAGUCUAAUGUUUUUAACUUUUCAGAGUAUUUGCUUUUGCUUCUUCCGUCUAUCUCAAAUUUGUUCAUUAUGUUUAGUGUUUGUACGUGUAGAGAUAUAUUUUGUGGAUAUGAUAAUUUUAGAACUGCCUAACUGAUUAUUUCAGGUAAAAGUGUAGUUCUUAUAAAUUUAUUUUAGUGAUUUAAAACUUACUAGUAAUCUAGACUGCUAUUAUUACAGAAUAGUAAAAAGGUCAUAACAAUGACUUUGCAAAUAUCUAUUUUGAAUUUUGUAUUUAUGUGAAAGUCAAUAUGUUAGUUAGCUUACGCUAUUAAUUUAAUUUUUUGUUAAACAGUUCAAUUGCUAUUACUAUGUACUGAUCACUGCCUAACUUUUCCAACAUAGUCGUUAUUGUAAAACCCUGUAAGAGAUAGUACAAAUAAUAGUUCAAAUGUUUUUUAUUCUUAUGUGGAAAAACUAAUUUGUGUGUAAACAUUCAUUCCACGUUUAAAGCAGAAUCUGUUUUAUGUUCUAGAUAUGUUUUUACUACAGAAUUUCAAGUGAUUGUGUUACUGGCAGGAAAUGUGUGCUUGUGCUUUUUAUGUACAGUAGAAAUGGACUGUACAUUUAAAGCAGUACAUAAUGGGACAGGUUAAUCGUAUAGCUUACUACAUACAGUCAAAUAAAAUAAUUGCACUGUAAGAAAAAUGCAACAUAUCAGUCACAGUCAAGACUGAUAGUGUCACUGCUCUAUGGUGUUUAUCUGUUAUCAUAGAUGUUUUACAAGGCUGCUACGUAGUAAUUAGUUGAUAUAUUUGUUGGGACAUAUGGUGUACUCUGAUAGGAUAGUUGGCGGUUAUGCUAGGAUGAAAAUUUGCAAUAACAUUUUUACUGAAGUUCAAUAGUUGUAGUAUAGUUGGUUACAAGAGUAAUGCUAAGAUGUUUGAAUUGGAAGACAGAUAAUGAAUUUAACCAGAAAUGACCUCUUUUAUCGCAUAAUCGUCGCACUCGCAUAAUCGUUGCACCCAUAUUUUAGGCCGUCAAAAUUGGAAUAAAAAAACUUCUCGCGUAAACGUUGCAUGAUGUUUUUGGUCACGCUAUUAGAUGAAGAGCGCUUUGUAUAGGUAUCUUUUCCGUAUAAAACGAUGUAUUUUAAAAUAUAAAUCUAAUAUUUAUUUGGACAUUACCACUUACUUAUUUAAUUAAUGGAAAUACGAAAUUGUCUGACGUGUAAAUUUUCUUUUAAUGACUUUUAAAACGUUAUAACCUUCAUCGGUCCGUCUGUGUCGCAGCGGUUUACUGCUUAUAAAAAUGUAGCCAGCGCUCGUUACAAUCAUUAAUUUUUGGUUAUGUUGCUUUCGUAUAGAGCGCGUACACGUAGUCCAAUAUCAAUAUCUCGCCGAUGCAUGCAACGCGCGCUCUCUAUCAGGUGCUGAGUUAACUUCAUUUGAUAGCCCGCAUUCUUUUGUGGUAAACGGCAAUAGUUACGCGUUAAUUCACGUCACAGAUUCAAGCCGCUUGCAUUUGUGUCACAGAUUUAGUUUUUCUAUAUAAUCUAAUGUGAUGUGAUGCACAAAACAGUGCUAUUUUAUUUUCUAAAUUGAGCAGCAAAAUUACAGCAAGUUUUUUGUAGGUUCAGUCUAUGAAUAAUAUGUCAAUAUUGUAGAUACUGGAAGAAAAUAAGGCCUAUCUGUAGGGUCCUCACUGUGUUCUUCGGAUGCACAACGAUGACUGGUGCAAAUGACCACCUGAUAUCACUGCGUUUGCACCAGGGUGCUAAUGUCCCAUGUCUCAAGCUCUUUUGAAAUAAGCUUCUAUCCACAGUCGAAUCCUCACAUUUUUAUCUUACUAAUAUAAAACAAAGAAGAAACACCUUGUUACUUGUAAUUUAUAAAUGCCUUCAGUUUCACACUAAAAACAUGAGUAGUGUGAUGUAAAUGCUGGGAAUUUGUCUGUCAGGUUUUCAAAUUUCAAACUAACUUGAAUGGAAAUUAAGUAAAAAUAAUGAAAUUAGCAACAAAAAAAAUUCAAUUACUAUUGAAAAUAGCCAAAGACAUGUGAAUGGGAAUUAGUGUGGAAAAGUUGGUCAAUCCGUAGCACUCGCUUGCACAAGAGAGGUCAUACUGUGUGCCAAAGUGCUUUAUGCAUUUUGUUACACGUGCAUGAACAGAAAUAUAGAGAAACUGUGAAAUGCAUGAAAUAUCAUCAGUUUUUUCACACUGCUGCUGAGAGCUGAUUGUAAAAGAAAAUGGUUUGGUUUACAAAUGACACAUGGUCUGUUAGCAUGCACAUGCAGGUGUUGAACCUCUCAACUGCCAGCAUAAGAAACAGAUGCAUGAUCAAAUCAGAUCUGGUCAAUAUCUUGGUCAUUUUUGAUUGUCAAUAGGCUUCGUAUGUUUAAACACACUUAUACCCAGGAACCUAUUAUUACAAUUAAGCAAUUUUAAGUCAUUGGAUUAUUACAUAUGCAUCAUUAGCAUUAUUAUAAACUGUGUUUUCUUAACUUUAAUGCAGAAUUGUUAUACUUUCUGGACAUUCUUUAAAUCUCUAAUUUCUUUCUAUUCAGGUUUUUUUUUUUUUUUUUUUUUUUCAUCUUUCACUGAAAUAAUAAUGUACCAGCUCCUCUUUCCUUAGCAUUAUUUGUUUGGUGUCUUGUACAUCAAAGACUACAUACUCAAAAAGCUAUGUAAUGUUGGAAACUAACACACAAAUAGUCUUGCUUGUCUUAAACAUUAACUUAUUGCUCUAUUGUUCUGUACCUUAUUUGCUUCCAUAAACUUCACUACGAUUUGAUCAAAUGCCCACCUAAAAAUAUUGUGUGCAAGGGUUAUGUGCUAAAGUUGGAAAAAAAAUUUUUUCCAAUGAAGCAGGCUGACCUUUAUGACAUGCAAAGGUAAAUGUACUCAUUUGAAGUCAGUACAUCCUAGUUUUUAUUUGUAAUGAUAUAUUGUGUGCUGACUGACAUUUAAAUGACAGCAUGUCACUUGUCACAUAAAGAUCAUAGAUUAGUCGACCACGACAACAACAUCCUCUUUCCUUCCCCAGGAAAAAGCUCUUCCUCACAGGGAUGCCCAGGCUUCUUUCUACUGUUGUAUAAGUUACAAAUGUGCAUUAUUUUUGUGUUUUUAUUAAAUACCUAUUUAUGACUUAAAAAUGAAGUUGGAUCUUAAGCAAUGUUGGGGUCUAUAUGAGUAAACAUUGUAAUAACUUUCCUGGCAUACCAGUCCUCAUGCUGCUCACACACAGACAGUGCCAACCAUUUUUCUCACAAAUUGAUCUCAAGUUAGUUCUCAGAGAGUACGGUAUGUGGGUUGUGGAGUUUCACAUUUAGGAUGUACCUAUUCCAAAAACAUUAUUCCUUCAGGCUCACCUCAUAAUCUGCUCACUUAUAUUUACUGAUUUCAAAAUAUUAUAUCAGAUACUACUAAACUUCAUAAUCCUGUUUUCAUCAAAACACUUCUACAUUCCUACUGUACUACAAAAAUAUUCAGUGGCACGUGGAUAUUUAACUUUUUAUAAAUCCGUGCAGUGUUGUAUUUAGUAGUCAUUCUGAGUUGAAGAAUAUCCCAGUAACUUUUUUUUUUUUUUUUUAGUUUAAAUUAAUUGUGUGGUUGUGAAUCAAGUGGUGUUAGUUUGAUAAACUGAAAUAAUUGAAGCAACCCAUAUCUAUAAAACAAAAAUGUUGGUGUCUUGUGCUUUAAAGUUGAGUUAGAAUAAUGGCAUAAUUUAAUAUAAAUUUUUUUUUGGUAGAAUUGAAAAUUGAAAGAGAUUUUAUAGAGACAAACUUGAGACAAUAUGCUCACUUUUGUGAAAAAUAAUUUGAACAUCUUUGAUCAGCCAUAGAUUUUGUUUUUUUAAUAUUGUACAUUAAACAUAAUACAAAUACCAAUCUUAAAAUAUUUUAUGUUUCAUCUUGACAGUCAGUAAAUUUGUAAUGUAAUGUGUAAGACAAUUUUUUAUACAAAAUAAAUUUUACUUUAAUUCUGUAAUACACUAAUAUGUACCAUGAAUACCACAGCAUAUUUGUUAAAACUAUUUCAUAUUUUAACUUGUAAAUUAAAUUAUUUAUUUACUUGAGAUUUAUUUUUUACUUCACUUUGUAGCAAAAUGUUACCAUAGGCAGGUUUGACCUGAUAAAAUGUCUUGCAAUGUAUGUAUAAAAUACAAAUUAAAUUAAUUCCAGCCAGUUAUUGAAACCACCAACAAAGUUUACAUCGAAAUAAUUUAUGUAAUACAAAGAUACUGAGUGAAUAAACAUAUGUGUAGGUUUAAUAAAAAAAAGUUUUUUUUGUUAAUAGUAUAGGUGAAAGGAUUGUGCAGAUACUUAACUACAAAAUGGAUACUAAAAUCACAACUUUUAAUUUGGUCGUAAAUUGAUCUACAGGACAUUGUAGUUAAGCUAAAUUUUUUCUGUUAAUUUUUUUAUAAUAAUGAUGACUAUUCACAUCUUCUGAUAACAGCAAUGUAUCAGGUUCAUAUCUGAGUUAUGGAUGUUUUAUAUUUUUCUCCGGUGUCAAUAUCGGACUUAAGUACAUAAAUAACUUAAGUUGCUCUGAGCUCACUGGGAAUCUCCCCCUUCCCCCCACUAAUCACUGUCUUUAUUAACAGAUUCUUAAAGGUUAAAGGAAAAAAAGGUUUUUAUUUUUUUAAUGGGGAGAUAAUUGAAUUUGCACAAUCUAUUUAUAUAUGUAGAAUGUGUGUUGUUAUUCUUGUAAGAUUGCUCAAAAAUGUCAGUGUUGCCUUUAUGUAAAUUUUUUUUGUAAUAGUUUGGAUGUUUCUAGCCGAGCAGACUGCAAUGCAACAUUUGAAAGCUGCAUUGUGCUGCAGACUUUGUGUUUCACCCUUAUUGUUGUGGUGCUUAUUUGCAGAAUUCUCAUCACUCGACAGUUAGGGAGUGAGCAAAUGAGUACACUGUUAGUGUUGUAGCCUUUGCUAUUGAGUUAAUGUGCUUGACAAUGUAAAUGGUACUCAUGUCAUUAGUAAUGACUCUGUUAUGUGAAAUGUUAUUUGGUGUUCGACACUGCUGUAAUAGCUGACCAAUGUACACAAUUUUAAAGGCUGUUUGUUAUUUCUCCAAUAAAGACUUAGGACGGUAAUUGUUAUUCCAUGUUGUGUACUCUGUUGAGUGUGUGCAAUGUCUUAUUACAGUCUGUUUGUUAGGUGUAAUUAUUGCAAACGCACAAUCAUGCUUGGAGGAGAAGUCUGUGAUGCUUUCAGUGUUCCCAAGUUAUCCUGAUGUGUGCAGCUGAUACUGUUGUACUGCCUGUGUGUGAUUAAGGUAUUGAAAUAAAUGUUUAUGGAUGUAA